UGAGACUGGGAUUGAAGGCGGGGGGAGCUGCUGUGGGGUUUGGAUGGCGGGAGAGAAGCGGUGUCCUCUGUUUUCUGAUAAACUGAUCACAUCAUUUAAAAAGUUGGACGAAAUGAAAGCUAAUGAUAGGACAGUUGCGAGUAUGAGGCCUGCGAAAAGUUUCAACGAUAAUCAGGCCCCCAUCAACAGUUUGGAUUUCAGUGCAGAUGGUUUACAAAUGAUUUCAUCUUCUGAUGACGAUUCAAUUAUUAUGUAUGACUGUAUAAGUGGACAAAAAAGUCGAUCGGUAAACAGUAAAAAAUAUGGCGUAGAUUUGAUACAAUUCGCACACAAUACAUCAAACGCUAUACACUGUUCUACGAAAGUUGAUGAUGUUAUCCGAUACCUGUCAUUGCAUGAUAACAAGUAUAUCAGGUAUUUUCCUGGACACCAAAAGAAGGUAGUGACACUGUGUAUGUCUCCAUUAGACGAUAUGUUUCUAUCUGGUUCUUUGGAUAAAACAAUCCGCUUAUGGGAUUUACGAAUACAAAGUUGCCAGGGGUUGAUGCAUGUACCUUCAAGACCUGUUGCCGCUUUUGACCCGGAAGGUUUGAUAUUUGCAGCAGGGAUCAAUUCUGACACAAUCAAAUUGUAUGACUUGCGGUCAUUUGAUAAGGGGCCAUUUACGACAUUUAAGGUGGAAAAUGAGGCGAAAGAAGACUGGACAGGUCUGAAAUUUUCUCCUGAUGGUAAAAUGAUCAUGAUCACAACGAACGGUUCUUCGGUUACCCUAAUUGACUCCUUUAAAGGAACAUUAAUCCACGUUUUAAGAGGUCUGUUUAGUUUCUUCGACAACUGUCCAAGGCCCAAAUAAUUCAAAUUGUUCUGCAUCCCAGAGAAAAGCUUUAGACAGUCAUCAUAAUUCGAUGACAGUGGCAUUUCACAGGCUUACAAUUCAAUGCUGAGUAGGAUCUCACCUUUCUCAAACACAUGUACUUAAUAUUGUUUCUGAACCUGUUUAAACUUCAGAGCACUAAACAUCACAUCCUUAGUUUCUGUUCGCAGCGUAAUUUACAAUACAAACAUAUAUGGAAGGACUGUAUAUUUCUCUAGAUACUGCGAAAUCGACUGUUUCAGGUCACGAGAAUAGCAAAGGUAUUGAACUGGAUGCAACAUUCUGCGCUGAUGCACAGUAUGUAUUCAGUGGUUCCACAGAUAGCAGUAUAGUAUCAUGGUCUGUUACAACUGGCCAAAAAGUUGCAAAGCUUGCCUCGGGACAUUCCCCGCUUAUUCAUAAAAUAUUAUUCAAUCCACGGUUCUUCAUGCUAGCUACGGCUUGCACAACAUUAAAUCUAUGGCUACCAACAGAAGAAGAGUAGAAAUGUUGUUCUGAGACGUGGAUAGAAAUGUACUAUCGAUUGUAAGCACUAUGUCAUUCGGUUUGGUCAACCAAUCCAAAUCCUGUAUUUCAUAUGGAUGGGAAGAACGGAGGAGUGUCAUUAUUUGCCAUUAUAAUCAUGUGCUAGCAGCUCCUAUAAUACAUGGCACAAACGUUGUAACAGCGAAAUUCCAUAUCAUAAUAUGAAUUUUUGUACGAAAUCUAUACACAGCUAUGCAGUUUUGGAUAUAUAAAUUUUGCGCAAGAAAAGAACAACUAUAUUGUAAAUAUUUUUUUUUUAUUCGUUGGGAUGCAGGUUUGCUAUUGCAGUUAUUUUCGCAUAAUCCAAUAAGUUAUGGUUACCACAUAAGUUUACUUUUACAUAACAUAGUAUACUCAAAUUCCUAUUGUGGCCUUUUAAUUACUACUGCAACUCCCUCAUAAAUCCAAAUUUUUAAUGUUUCCAGAUUACGGACUAGAACCUCGGCUCAAGGUAUGAUGUUCCUUUACAAUAACCUAAAGCGGCUAUUAAGACAACACAGUAACCAGAUGUUUGUCUGUAGUCACAUUAUGAAUCAUUGGAAAUUUUUUUUCUUGCUAAAUUCUUGGCGACUUCACUUUCAUAAAGAAUUAACUGUUGAAACAUACAAACAAAAAUGUUUCUGCAGUUAAACCUACGAGUGC
This is a messenger RNA of Loa loa (African eye worm), 2041 nucleotides long. Its product is annotated as WD repeat protein 82. Gene Ontology annotation, molecular function: chromatin binding; protein binding. The transcript has 9 exons. Gene Ontology annotation, cellular component: Set1C/COMPASS complex. The record is from RefSeq and is a predicted model, not a curated record. Lineage: Eukaryota; Metazoa; Nematoda; Chromadorea; Rhabditida; Onchocercidae. The coding region runs from base 44 to 853 and encodes 269 amino acids.